Gopherus flavomarginatus (Mexican gopher tortoise) is the source of this 2707-nucleotide messenger RNA. It is a transcript of the gene MAP2K6, whose product is annotated as mitogen-activated protein kinase kinase 6. The record is from RefSeq and is a predicted model, not a curated record. The transcript is spliced from 13 exons. NCBI's taxonomy places the organism in Eukaryota, Metazoa, Chordata, Testudines, Testudinidae. Gene Ontology annotation, molecular function: ATP binding; MAP kinase kinase activity. Gene Ontology annotation, biological process: protein phosphorylation; MAPK cascade. Bases 297 to 1502 code for a protein of 401 amino acids.
GAUACUCAGAUCCAAGUUUGGAGCUUUUAGCUGCCAGCCCUGGCCCAUCAUGUAGGUGCAGCAGAGCCUUCCCUUCCAUUGCAAUUGGGAAAAAAAAUUACUUUGUAAUCUGUUUUGCAAGGUGUGCAAUUGCACCGCCCCUCUCUGCAAAGAGAUCUGCUGCAGCAAGUCAGAAAAACUCCAGUUGCAUGAAGAUUGAGCGUUUGCAGUUUGCAUCUUUGUUGCAAAACUAGCUACAGAAGAGAGGCAAGGCAAAGUCUUUUGUGCUCCCCUCCCCCAUCAAAGCAAAGGGGAAAAUGUCUCAGCCGAGAGGCAAGAAGAGAAACCCUGGGCUGAAAAUUCCUAAAGAAGCAUUUGAACAACCACAGACAAGCUCUACGCCCCCUAGAGAUUUAGACUCCAAAGCCUGCAUCUCUAUUGGCGAGAAGAACUUUGAAGUGAAGGCCGAUGACCUGGAGCCAAUCUCUGAACUGGGCCGAGGUGCGUACGGGGUGGUGGAGAAGAUGCGCCACAUGCCUAGCGCACAGAUCAUGGCGGUGAAGCGGAUCCGAGCCACAGUUAAUAGCCAGGAGCAGAAGAGGUUACUGAUGGACUUGGACAUCUCCAUGAGGACGGUAGACUGCCACUUCACAGUCACUUUCUAUGGUGCUCUCUUUCGAGAGGGAGAUGUGUGGAUUUGCAUGGAGCUGAUGGAUACCUCAUUGGACAAAUUCUACAAACACGUCAUUGACAAAGGCCUGACGAUUCCUGAAGACAUCUUAGGGAAAAUAGCUGUCUCUAUUGUAAAAGCACUAGAACAUCUACAUAGUAAGCUCUCCGUAAUUCACAGAGAUGUAAAGCCCUCUAAUGUGUUGAUCAAUACACAGGGGCAGGUGAAAAUGUGCGAUUUUGGAAUUAGCGGUUACCUCGUUGACUCUGUUGCUAAAACCAUGGAUGCAGGAUGCAAGCCCUACAUGGCUCCUGAAAGAAUCAACCCCGAGCUAAACCAGAAGGGAUACAGCGUCAAAUCGGAUAUCUGGAGUCUGGGAAUCACCAUGAUCGAGCUGGCAAUCCUGCGGUUUCCGUAUGACUCCUGGGGGACGCCGUUCCAGCAGCUCAAACAGGUGGUGGAGGAGCCGUCACCGCAGCUUCCGGCGGACAAGUUCUCAGCAGAGUUUGUUGAUUUUACCUCACAGUGGUGGCUCCCGGCAAGAGAAGAUUCAGAAAUGCACGUUCCCCAGGCCCUGCACAUCAACAGCUCGCACUGUUUUCCUGUGCACGGACACGUGAGCCUGAGUGAACCUUCCCUUGAAGAAGAAUUCCAAAGAACGGCCAACAUACCCAGAGCUUAUGCAACACCCUUUCUUCACCCAGCACGAAUCCAAAGAGACAGACGUGGCUUCUUUUGUAAAACUCAUCCUGGGAGACUGAGAAAUGGACUUGUACAUGAUUUGCCCUUCUGUGGACUGGUGGGUUUAGGGGAAGAGGUGUGCGGCGGGGCUUGGUCACGAAAGCACCAAUAGAAAGUCGCCUUUUUAAAAAAAAUUUAAAAUCCUCGCCUCUCCAAUGUUUUAAAGGGUUCUUUGGUAUCCAUAGUGACAUAGAGAGAACUGGUUAGUGAAAUGAAUUUUAAUAAGGUUGGCACUCUUCAAACAAAUGAAAUAAUUUUUAACAAGGGUGAUUGAAAUAUUUAAUGACAGUCAAGAUUCCUCCUGCCCCAACUUUCUCCUCAACCCCCUUCCCUUGUUUCUGUCAAAUUGCUUUUGUCAUGGUAAUAGGUGCUAUGGUAGUCAUGAAGUUGUAUGUAGAUUUAUAUUUUGUCCCUUCCAUUAUUUUAAUAUUUAUGUUAAGUGCUUGAUUGAAUAGAUUUCUGUUUUAUAUGAGAAUGAACGUGUGAUGAUAAUGAUGAAAAUGAGGCUACAGCAAGCAAUAUUUAUAGGGCUUUGCUGUGAAAAGGGUUAAAAGGAGAAAAGGAAAGAAAAAAAAAAAGAAGCCUGUAUGUUGUGGGAAACUAUUUAAUGUGCAUCGUUCAAGAAUUUUUAACAAGGAUCUUGGGUCAAAAGCCGGGGCUACCUUGGAAAACAUGCUGAGGGGAUUGAUAGGAUCUCUCAUGGUUCUCAUGGCGUUUGUGGUGCAUUCCCAGCGCACUGCGUUGCUAAAUCCUCAGGUUCCAGCUAUUUAUGCAAGUGUCUGAAAGACAGCGAUGUCCUGAGGAAGAAGCGUAGUGACUGGAACUAAUGCAGGGAGGAAAGAUUUUGUUUUAAAGUGCGUGGCAAUGUGUAGAGGCAUUUGCUGAUCCCUCACCUGGCUAUGAAUUUGGGAGUGUUCCAUAGAGAACCUUGUGCUGACAUUAGAGUUCAGGUUUUGUGGUGGUUUUGGCCUCACAAGGGAGUUUUCCUGUCCUCCCUGAACAGAAAGGAACAUUAUGAAUGGCUGGAUAUCUGCAAAAGGGGGAAGCAAAGACAGAGGAUUACGUCCCAGGAUGGGUUUCCAAAGUUCCUAGCACUACAUAGACAGAAAUCCCCUGAACUUACCCACAGUCAUUUGAAACGCUAGCGAGCUCCGCAGGAACUCCUGCUGGAGUGCGGUUUGAUCCUCGUCCAGGGCUGGUCAGGAUGAUCAAUGCAGCUGUGCAUGUUGGGCUAUAGCACACGCUGCAGGUGCCCCUAGCAGGGUUUCAGUCUGGGAAAACCCACAAGGAAACCACAGCUACACUGAUACCAGAAGC